This is a messenger RNA of Lemur catta (Ring-tailed lemur), 1257 nucleotides long. RefSeq names its product leucine rich repeats and transmembrane domains 1 (gene LRTM1). NCBI's taxonomy places the organism in Eukaryota, Metazoa, Chordata, Mammalia, Primates, Lemuridae. Bases 123 to 1160 code for a protein of 345 amino acids. Gene Ontology annotation, biological process: positive regulation of synapse assembly; axonogenesis; regulation of presynapse assembly. Gene Ontology annotation, cellular component: membrane. The record is from RefSeq and is a predicted model, not a curated record. The transcript has 3 exons. Gene Ontology annotation, molecular function: protein binding.
GCAGGAUUCAGAAAAAGGGAAUGAAAAGCUGGGCUCCAAGUUUGUCAUGCCCUCAGUUUGUUGAUCGGCUCCUCAAUAAAGGAGGGUGACGCGGUCACAAGGACGCCUGUGGAGACCCAGUCAUGAAAGGUGAACUGCUCCUGCUUUCAAGUGUGACUGUCCUACUCCAGGUGGUACUCGGCUGCCCAGACAAGUGCCACUGUCACUCGUCUACGGACUUUGUAGACUGCAGUCGGCAGGGUCUGGCUGAAAUCCCUUCCGAUUUACCUCCUCAGACUCGAACACUGCACUUACAAGACAACCAGAUACACCAGCUUCCUGCUUUUGCAUUUAGGUCAGUGCCAUGGCUCAUGACCUUAAACUUGUCUAACAAUUCCCUUUCAAAUCUGGCCCCCCAAGCUUUCGAUGGACUUCAGCACUUGCAGGUUUUAAAUUUAACCCAGAAUUCUUUGCUUUCCCUGGAAAGCAGACUUUUCCGUUCCCUCCCCCAGCUGAGGGAGCUUGAUUUGUCAUCAAACAACAUAAGCCACCUUCCCACAUCCCUGGGCAAGCCUUGGGAGAACCUAACCAUAUUUGCAGUUCAACAAAACCAGCUUCAGCAGCUUGACGGAGCACUCCUAGAAUCCAUGCCCAGUGUGAGGCUUUUAUUUCUCAAGGACAAUCUCUGGAAAUGCAAUUGCCACUUGCAUGGUCUUAAACUCUGGCUGGAGAAAUUUAUCUAUAAAGGGGGAAUCACCGAUGGCGUCAUCUGUAGGUCACCGGACACCUGGAAGGGAAAGGACCUCCUCAAAAUCCCUCAUGAGCUGUACCAGCCUUGUCCUCCUCCUGCUCCUGACCCGGGGUCCCCGCAGACUCAGCAGCCCAGCUCUGCCUUCGGGGCGGUCCCGAGGCCCCCUGAGAACCACAGCUCAGGGGAACAAGACCCCCUGGGGUGUGAGUUCAAACCCAGGCCGAGGCCGGUGAACCUCCGUCAUGCUAUUGGCACGGUCAUCAUCACUGGGGUGGUGUGUGGGGUCUUGUGUCUCAUGAUGUUGGCGGCUGCCAUCUACGGCUGCACCUAUGCAGCUAUUACAGCCCAAUACCACGGGGGAUGCUUGGCUCAAACCAGUGAGCCUGGGAAGACAGAAGGAAAAGAGCUAUUCGACAGCUCGCCAGCCUGAAAGCUUUCAUCAAAUAGAACUGAUCACUGUAGGCCAGAAAGUGUCUGAGUAGGGCUGAUGUGUUUGCUGUUACUGUCUCAUUUUGCUUUUUCCAAAA